AUGGCUGCAAAAUCAUCAAAAGAACCAGGCAUGACUGAACCCCAAGCAGGCCGGCCAGGGUCCUCGGGGGGUAGACUCAAUGACCCAACAAUAGUAGAGAUAAAACCUCGCCAGCAGGAGAAUGGCAAAGUGCAACCUGAGCCCGAACCUGCUCCGAAACCUCCCCCAAAGGCCGAUGACCAGCCGCACAAUGGGGAGCCAACGGACCCAGAUAGACGCGGAGGUGUUCCAACCGAUAGGCCGCAACCACACGGAAUCCCAGAUGGACACCCUUAUGACCGUGGCAUUAGAGUCACCCACGUUUGCUGCGAGGCCGAGCCCUCCUCGAUGGGGGGCGCGUGGUUUUCGUCUCGACGCUCGAACAAGUCUCGCGAGCAGGCGAUGGAACAGGAGAUUCAUCAAUUACGGUCAGAAAUUGGACGCCAGCGCCAAGUCAUUACGGAGCUUCAGGAAGGAAACGCAUUCACAAAAGAUGAAAACUUCCAUCUCCGUGGGAAAAUACGUGAGCUCAAUGGUUUAAUCCGCCGCACGCAGGAGAGGGCAUUUGGAGAAAUCGGCCAGGGAAAAUGGGCUUCCCAGCCUGACAGAGAUAUCCGGGAUGACCUCGCUUUAUUCCAACGCCAACUCCGGGACUGGAGUAAGGAGUAUGCUUUGGACUCCAUAAGCACCCUGCAAGCAUUGAAAAUGAGUGAGGAAGAAAAGGACGAGUUUCUAUGCAAUUUAAGCAAGGUGGUGACGCUUAGUGAGAAUGGAAGUAUCCCGGCAACGCUACGAACCGGGAAAAUGGAACGCAGACUACCUUCGAUCCUGGUAAACGCCCUGAUAGCUCAUGAUGUCUACACUCAGAUCUUCGAUGAUCCCUUCUAUUUCCUUGGCCAGAGCACUGGUUUGGAUGACCAAGAUUGUUCAGUUGACGGAACUCCUCUUGUGAAUGAGACCCUAAACAGGAUCUAUGGAGAGCUGAUAAAUCUCGAUGAACGAGAAGCUCAUAUCUGGCGUUCGCAGUUACUUCGAGUAUACAAUCCGCCAGAAGGAGGUGUUCUUAGUGAGAAAGAAAAGCUAGCAGCCAAAAGAUGCAUUCCCGGGUCCAACGGUGCAGUGAUUACUUUGCAACAUCUUCAUACGGGACAGCAAAAUACCUCUUUCGGAAGAUCCCCAGUGAUCAGGAAACAACUCGUCUUAAUAAACUACGAGACAUCUUCACAGAUGCUGAGUCAGAACCUUCCGUCUUUGAAGCUGGAACAGUUCAAAGUUUCUUCCCAGUCAAUGGAGGCCCAUCCUUCUCAGGGGCUGGACGAUGAUGAGAUAAGUCGUAUACACCCUGCCCUUCUCGCCUUUGGCAACGAUGACUGUGAAAACUACCAUAUUGCCCGUGUCUGGGCCAAAGCCGUGGUUCUGCUGAGGGCUACAAGAUGA
Nannizzia gypsea CBS 118893 is the source of this 1416-nucleotide messenger RNA. RefSeq lists its product as hypothetical. The coding region runs from base 1 to 1416 and encodes 471 amino acids. Lineage: Eukaryota; Fungi; Ascomycota; Eurotiomycetes; Onygenales; Arthrodermataceae. The record is from RefSeq and is a predicted model, not a curated record. The transcript is spliced from 4 exons.